Cheilinus undulatus (humphead wrasse) is the source of this 2332-nucleotide messenger RNA. It is a transcript of the gene igfals, whose product is annotated as insulin-like growth factor binding protein, acid labile subunit. The record is from RefSeq and is a predicted model, not a curated record. Bases 82 to 1815 code for a protein of 577 amino acids. The transcript is spliced from 2 exons. NCBI's taxonomy places the organism in Eukaryota, Metazoa, Chordata, Actinopteri, Labriformes, Labridae. Gene Ontology annotation, cellular component: extracellular matrix. Gene Ontology annotation, molecular function: protein binding.
CAAACAACUGCUCAAGGUUCAGUCAUUCAGUUUUUCACAGCCUUUACACAAAAAAUCAAGACCUCUCAAAUUUAAGUUGGUAUGCACACCAUCGUUCUGUUGGUGUUGUGGGUGCUGGGAACACCUCUGGUGUUGCCAGACCCCAACACAGAUGUAGAGAGAGGGACAGAAGAGCCUAUUCCGUGCUCUAGAGGAUGCACCUGUAUGCAUGAGGACUACAGCUUGGAGCUCAACAUGUACUGCAGUGCUCGGAACUUCACACAAGUGCCAGCUGACAUGCCUACAUCCGCUCACUCCAUCUGGUUGAAUGAAAACUUGUUCACCUCACUCCCAGCCUCGUCUUUUAAGGAUCUUACAAACCUGGACUUUCUCAACCUUCAGAACGGCCAGUUGGUGACGAUAGACCCUCAAGCUUUCAAAGGACUCAGGUCACUUGCGCACAUUCACCUUGAGCGAAAUCGACUGCGGGCAUUACCAGCUACAGUCUUCCAGAAUACACCUUACCUUGCGUCGCUUAGUCUGCACAACAACCAGCUCACUCGUAUCGAUGAAAGACUGUUUGCAGGACUUUCACAGAUGUGGCUUCUCAACCUGGGCUGGAAUUCAAUAGCUAUUCUACCUGAGACAGUUUUUCAGGAUUUGCAUGGUCUACGCGAGCUCAUUCUUGCUGGGAACAGAAUCCCUUAUCUGCAGCCACAGCUCUUCCAAACUCUUGUUGAGCUGAAAGAGUUGGAUCUGUCUGGAAAUAACCUCAGGGUCAUCAAAGCAAAUGUGUUUGUUAAACUCACCAAACUGCAAAGACUCUACCUUGCCCAGAAUCAGAUUGUGACAGUCGUACCAAGAGCCUUUGUAGGCAUGAAGUCACUGGGAUGGCUGGAUCUCACUAACAACAGACUGACGUCCCUCCAUGACGACACCUUCAUGGGCCUGCACAGUCUUCAUGUCCUGCGUCUUUCUAAUAACUCCAUCACUGGAAUUAGACCCAGGACUUUCCGUGAUCUGCUGUACUUGGAAGAGUUACAGCUCAGCCACAACAAAAUCCGAGCCCUUGGAGAGAGGAUCUUUGAAGGACUUGGACAUCUGGAGGUCCUGGAGCUUCAGCACAACCAAGUACAAGAGGCUCAGGUAGGCAGUUUCACAGGUCUCUCUCAUGUGGCUGUCAUCAACCUGUCUGGAAGCUGCUUCCACAGCCUGCCAGACCAAGUGUUCAGAGGUUUACCAAAGCUCCACAGCCUCCAUCUUGACAGAGGCUGCCUGACAAGGAUCACAACUCAAGCUUUCAUCGGACUUUCUAGUCUACGGAGACUUUUCUUGCAGCACAACAACAUCUCAGUGGUGGAGCGUCAGAGUUUUGCAGACCUAGUUGACCUACGAGGACUGGACUUAAGUUUCAAUAGGUUGGAGGUUCUCACACCCCAUACGUUUUCUGGUAUUAAGAAUUUAGAGUACCUGGUCUUGUCCAACAACGAAUGUCGGCAGUUUUUGCAGAACGGCACAAGGCAGCUGCUCCCAAGGUUGCGCUAUUUGGACCUAAGGGCUAACGUUUUAACAAGCUUGGUCCCUGAUUUCCCAGAAAGCAUGGAAAAACUUUUGCUGUCUGGGAACCGCUGGAGGUGUGAAUGCAGCGCCCUUCCACUCAGAAACUACAGCUUAAGAAGAUCAUCAGUGAUACCUCGGCAAGUGGAGACCCAUGCAGAGGGUGAAGAACCAGACACAACCAUCACCAUAUACAACAACAUCACAUGCACCAGCCCACCACGACUAGCUGGGCAGGACCUGCGGGAUGUAGAUAGUGAACACUUCCAAAGCUGCUAGAGAUACUGUACAUGCUCACAUGUGCAAGGAAGUGGUUGGUAUCAAAGAGACUAUACUGAUUUUCUGUAAUUAGAAAAAAAUCAUUCAGACUUAAAAUUUUAAAUGUAAAUGUCAUAAAUUUCUGAUAUCUUUGGAAUGCUUUCUAUAGCUACUGCUAUGUUGACUCAAUUGCAUUAAAAUCUGUCUACCCAUUUAUCUAUCUAUCAUACUCGUAUUUUUUGUUUUUAUGUUUGAUGUUUAUUAUUAAUGGAUCCCAUCUGUAGAAUCUGCAUAAACUGUUCUACCAGUUAUUUUGAGGAAUGGCAUGAUAUUUUCUUUUUUUCUAAAUGACCAAUCUAGCACCUUUUUUUGCUUUGGCUUUAUGGAAUCAUAAGACUAUUUGUUUUAAAAUGCUACAGAUACUAAACAGUAACCCUUCUGGCAAAAUGUACUUGUUUAAAUCUUCCUUAAUCCACUUACAAUGUGUUGUAAUUUUAUUUAUAUUGCCCUUGGACAUUAAAAUUGAUUAUACUUCUGA